CUACAGAAUACAAACCAAAGAAGGGAAAUGGGACUGAUCACUGCAGCGUGCACUGUGAGGAGCAGUCCAGCCCUACCCCGGCCUGCCCCUGCUCCUGUCCAGGCAAGAAUGGACCCAGCAGACUUUUCUGUUUCAGACUCUGGAUUCGCUAACAGUCCUGGCCAAGCGGGCACGGGGAGAAUGACAGGCGUCUCUCCGGGCCUCUCCCAUUCAGGACUCCUCCCAGCUGCAUGUGAAUCAGCUAAACUAGAAUUACAGGUUUGAGAGAGGCAAACAGAGUGAGGAGGAAGGGAAGCCUGGGACUAGGAGACACAGCGGCAGCGUGGGGCUAUACCCAGCAAGUCCCCAUGGAGAACACGGAGGCAGCCGAGGUGGAUAUUGACACACUCAUUGAUGAGAUGGACUAUAUCCCUGGUCACUUCCACCUGGAGAUGAACCUGAAUUUCGAGCCUCGUUCCCCAGUGAAUUUCAGAGGCAGGGACAUGAAGCUUAAGCGAGACAGCCUGAUGUAUGAACUAGAACUCGAGUCUGGCCCCCAGCAAUUCGCCAUCAGGAACCUGCUCGGGGUCUUCUCCUUCCACCUGGAGGAGCUAGAGCAAGCCAAGGAGAUCUUCCUGAGUAUCUCCCAGGAGGCCCCUGACAACCUCAAUGCCUGGGCCAACCUGGCCUGUGUGUACGACCGGCUGGACAGCGAACAGGAAGAGGCCGACUGCACCAAGAGACUAGCCCAUUUAAUGGGCCUGGGUUCAGAAGAGGAGUCCCAGGGGGAUGCCAGGCUCCGAGCAGCCCGCUGCCUUGCAGAGCAGGGCUACGCUUACGUCUUCGACAUUGGCCUCCUGGAGGAGGAAGACCGAAUGGAGAAACUGACCGCCGGCCUCACGCUCUAUGACAAGGCUCUUGCUUAUGCGCAGCAGAUCCCCCCGGAGGAGAAAAGAAGCUGGUUCCUUACUAUGGCCACUCUGUACAUCAGGUUAGAUGGGAUCCUGAUGAACAAGGGUAAUGACGAACAGAAGCGGCUCCCCGCCUUUAACAGAACACUGGUUCUGCUUCGACAAGUGACCAAGUCCUCAAAUUCUCACUACAGAGCUCUGGCAUGGUGCUACCUCGGCAUGCUGCUGGAAAGGAAUGAGACGUUUUCCACCACCCCAAUGGGGAUCCAUGACUGUGGUUACUCUGGGACUGGGCCCCUUGAUUGCUUUGGCAAGGCAAUAGAAAUAGCUAAAGACAAUCCUCCCAUACUAAACCGACUGGCCAAAAUUUUCCACUUCCUGGGCAAGCAAGAAAUGGCUCUGGGAAUCUGCAACAUGGCGCUGGACGUCUUACAAGAUCCAGAACUCAACUGGCAGGCCUACUGCACACGGGCCAAGAUCCACAUUAAGCUCUAUCUGCGAGAUCUGGACCGUGCAAAGAUGGGUUUGGGAGGCAUGCCAGACAGGAAACAUCUCACCCGUGCUAAAGAAGACCUGGAAAGGGUUGUAAAGGUUUGCCCAUGCUUGAAGACAUACCUGGACAUGGGCCAUGUCUGCUAUUACAUGGGUGUGGAUGCCAUGCAGGAACUAUUCCCAGUGGAUGAGGCUGCGCUGGACAGGGCCUUGGAGUUCUUUGCGAAAGCCAUGGAGUUUGACCUGGGAGAUAUGCUACCGGAGAUACAGCUGGUGAGGGGCAAAUGCCUGCGGCUUAAAAACGAGGAGUCCAAUGCCAUUGGGUGCUUCAAGCGAGCCAUAGAGCUAGACGAUGUGGGCUCCACCUACACAGAGAGCUUCCGCUGCUUAAUGGAGACCCUCCUGAUGCAGUUCAGCCACGGGAGAGUGAAUGCCGGGAUGCUGAUGCAGGAAGUGGAAUUGUGGGUAAAGAAGGCUGAGGAGAAAUACCCAAAGCAGCGUGUCCGCCAGGAGCUGAGGCUGGUAUGUCGCAGUCACACGACAGAGGUGAUCGCGCUCUCCAAAGCCAUGGUCACCAGAGGGAAUACGGAGCUGGUAAAGAUGCUGUUUGAGACAAUAAAGACUGACUUUUCCAAACCCAAACUAACUGAGCGAUCGCUCUCCUUCUGAGCAGCCGACGUCGGCACCACGUCCUGCGGCACAACUGCCUCCAGGCUCACACUUCUGCUUCUCUAAGAUCUCCUCCAACAGCCAGUAGAUGAUACAUUAACUAUUUUAACUCUUAGCCACAGAUCUCUGAGCAGUGUGCAGAAGUGGCCAAGUAUUACUGUCUCUGUUUCACAAACGGAGAAACUGAGGUAGAGACCAAAUAACAAAAAGUGUUCUGUGAUUACGGGUGCCUCCCUUUUUUGAGUUCACUUGACUCAGCCCUCCGAAAAUCAGGCCCCAGGUGGUUCAGCAUGUCCAAAAUGAUGUGCUCAAGGCCACACAGCAAGUUACUGGCAAAGUAGGAAGUAGAAUCCAGAUCUCUUGCUUCCCAGACUGCCACCCUUUCUGUGGGACAAUUCUGCCUCCAUUACAUUCUGGGGAUGUUAUAUCAGUCCACAGUAGAAUAGCCGCUGUGCUGGUUUGGGUCUGCACUCUGUGAUCCUCCUUUUCAUUAAGUGAAUGCCGCUAAUGCAGAGCGCUGAUCCUGCAAGUUCAAUGGGAAUUGAGGGUGCUUAGUACUAUGCACAAUCCUUGGAUUUCAUUUGAAAUCAAUGAAUAACACAACUGUUAAUAAGGUGAGACAGAUUUCAGAGCAGGUUGGAAACAAGAUCUACUGAACCUUAGAAAAUCUCAUAUGUUCAGUCUUUUCUACCUUAUGCUUUUGCACUGCACCAUAGUAACUGAUCCUCAACUCAGCUCUGUAUUGGUCAGAAAGCAAACACAGAUCUCCCUUACUUUGGUGAUAAGCGCAGUAUAAAUCAGUCACAGUGAGAAUUUUACGACUAAAUGACCUAUACUAAUAGCUGAACUAGUGAGUGUUGUUGGGAGCUCCUGGGAGCAUCUACAGUGUUUCUAAAUUGGUAGCUAGUUUGAGGUGAUUUCCCUGCCUCUGAUGGAGUCACCGUCUGGCUUAAUACAGCUGGCUCUGACCUGGUGCACAUAAAAAUACUUCCGAGGGGCAAAGUUCUUCCAUUGGGGUGCAUCAGAUGGUGCCGAGUGCUGCAGAGAGGAUAUUUCCUUAAGCCAAGGUAAGGGUUUCAUAUCUGUGUCUCUUUCUCAUGCACACACUCUUCCAGUCAAUCAGUGCACCAUUGUAACUCCAACAGGCAGAACAUAACCUGGGACUUCUGGAGUUUAGUGCACGAAAUAAAGCUGUAGAGCAUACUCAUUCUCUGUCACUGGAGUGGUUUUAGUGCUACUACAUGGGACAGCACAUCACACCCAGCAGGUGUGUGGGUCACACCAACUCAUCAAUGUCCUGUGUAUAUUUUAGUGGAGGUGAAGUAGUGUUUAAUAUAAGUUGCUAUGUCUCUUGA
Molecule: messenger RNA, 3406 nt
Organism: Pelodiscus sinensis (Chinese soft-shelled turtle)
Lineage: Eukaryota; Metazoa; Chordata; Testudines; Trionychidae
Gene: TTC22
Product: tetratricopeptide repeat domain 22
Molecular function (GO): protein binding
Source: RefSeq, a predicted model, not a curated record